AAAAAGGCCAUGAAAACCUACAAAUCAAAUAAAAAAUGAUCUAUCAGAUAAGAUCCUCAAAUCGCGAUCGGAUUUCUACACGUUUUAUAUCCCCUCUAUUAAUUUAUAAACCCCAAACCUUACAUUGAAACACAACAAACUUGAUCCAAUCAUCCAAACAAAUACAUUACCGUCCUCCGUCGCAUCGCCGCCGUGGAGUUAUAAAUACCUAACUUUCACUCACCGACUCUUACUAUUUCAAGUAACCUCAAGCCUAUUUCGGCGAUCGAAGUUGCUCGCUACAUUCGCACAAAUCUCCAAGUCAGAUAUGGCGAUUUCGAUACCGUUUCGUCAGUUAUUCAUUGACGGAGAAUGGAGAGAACCUGUUAGGAAGAAUCGCAUCCCUGUCAUCAAUCCUGCUACCGAAGAGAUCGUCGGGGAUAUACCAGCAGCUACCGCUGAGGAUAUUGAUAUUGCUGUGAAAGCAGCACGCAGAGCUCUUAAACGUGAUGGAGGAAAAGAAUGGGCAUCAGCUUCUGGGGCUCAUCGUGCAAAGUAUCUUCGUGCCAUUGCUGCAAAGGUUACUGAGAAAAAGGAUAAGUUCGCUAAGCUUGAAGCCAUUGAUUGCGGAAAACCACUUGAUGAAGCAGCAUGGGAUAUGGAUGACGUUGCUGGAUGUUUUGAAUAUAAUGCUGAUCUUGCUGAAGCUUUGGAUGCAAAACAAAACGCACCUGUUAAUCUUCCAAUGGAUACCUUUAAAUGCCAUAUCAUCAGGGAACCAAUUGGUGUUGUUGGGCUGAUUACUCCAUGGAAUUAUCCUUUGCUAAUGGCUACUUGGAAAGUUGCAUCUGCACUGGCUGCUGGGUGUGCUGCAGUACUUAAGCCAUCAGAGUUGGCAUCUGUCACGUGCCUGGAAUUAGGCGAAGUAUGCAGGGAGGUGGGGCUGCCCCCUGGUAUUCUCAAUAUUGUGACGGGAUUGGGUCCUGAAGCAGGUGCUCCUUUGGCUGCUCACCCUGAUGUUGAUAAGAUUGCUUUCACUGGUAGCAGUGCUACAGGAAGCAAGAUUAUGACUGCUGCAGCUCAAAAUGUUAAGCCUGUUACACUUGAGCUCGGAGGAAAGAGUCCAAUAGUUGUGUUUGACGAUGUUGACAUUGAUAAAGCUGUGGAGUGGGCACUUUUUGGUUGCUUCUGGACUAAUGGACAAAUCUGCAGUGCAACUUCUCGCCUUAUACUGCAUGAAAGUAUUGCCAAAGAGUUUCUAGACAAGCUUGUAAAGUGGGCUAAAAACAUCAAGAUUUCUGAUCCAUUGGAGGAAGGUUGUAGGCUCGGACCUGUGGUUAGUGCUGGACAGUAUGAGAAGGUGUUGAAGUUCGUUGAAACAGCCAAAAGGGAAGGUGCUACCGUUUUGUUUGGAGGGAAGCGUCCCCAACAUUUGACAAAAGGGUUCUAUAUGGAGCCAGCCAUCAUUACUGAUGUUACCACAUCCAUGCAAAUUUGGAGAGACGAAGUUUUCGGACCUGUCCUCUGUGUUAAAACAUUUUCUACAGAACAAGAAGCAAUCGAACUAGCAAAUGACACCCAUUAUGGAUUGGGUUCUGCUGUUAUAUCCAAUGAUUUGGAGCGGUGUGAUCGCGUGGCAAAGGCUUUUGAGGCAGGUAUUGUGUGGGUCAACUGCUCACAGCCAUGCUUCUCUCAAGCUCCAUGGGGUGGGAAAAAGCGUAGCGGUUUCGGUCGUGAACUUGGAGAAUGGGGACUUGAUAAUUACUUGAGCGUGAAGCAGGUGACACAUUAUAUCUCCAACGAGCCUUGGGGUUGGUAUACACCUCCUUCUAAGCUUUAGGAUGACAAAAAAGUCUGUACCGUUUGGCACUUGUGUUCUUGCAUUAGUUACCUAUGUAAUAUGUACGAGUCAGAUCUCCCGAGUAGAAAUUUUAAUAAUAAGUAUGACUUCUGAUUAUAAGCCUUAAGUGCGAAAUGCUUGGUAUUUUGAUCA
This is a messenger RNA of Helianthus annuus (common sunflower), 1972 nucleotides long. RefSeq names its product betaine aldehyde dehydrogenase 1, chloroplastic. Lineage: Eukaryota; Viridiplantae; Streptophyta; Magnoliopsida; Asterales; Asteraceae. Gene Ontology annotation, molecular function: oxidoreductase activity, acting on the aldehyde or oxo group of donors, NAD or NADP as acceptor. The record is from RefSeq and is a predicted model, not a curated record. The transcript has 14 exons. The coding region runs from base 308 to 1819 and encodes 503 amino acids.